CCGGUUGCUCACCCAUCUUCCGAUCGCGAUUCGUGAGUGCGGUCGUCGACGAUUCCCUUUCUUCUCCUCUCGAUGUUGCUGGCCAAUGGGACGAAGCCACCCUCAUCGCCUCAACCCCUCUCGCCCGAGACGGCCAGAUCUCUCGUCGAUUCCGUCGAAGCUUUCUUGUUCGACUGCGAUGGGGUCAUCUGGAAGGGCGACAAGCUCAUUGAAGGUGUUCCGCUUGCCUUGAAGGCACUCCGAUCUUUGGGUAAGAAGCUGGUAUUUGCUACAAACAACUCCAGGAAAUCAAGGAAGCAGUAUGCUAAGAAAUUUGCAUCUCUUGGUCUUGAUGUUAGCGAGGUUGUGCCCUGCAUAACUUUCAUUUGUGAUUGGAUAAUCUUUGAAAUAUAUGUGGCAUCCUUUGCUGCUGCGAUGUUCCCGAAACAAAGAAACUUCCUGAAGGAGAAAAAGGUAUUGCUUAUUAUGAUGCAGCCAUGCGAGAUACCUAAAUGA
Zingiber officinale is the source of this 495-nucleotide messenger RNA. Its product is annotated as phosphoglycolate phosphatase 1A, chloroplastic-like. The transcript has 4 exons. The record is from RefSeq and is a predicted model, not a curated record. NCBI's taxonomy places the organism in Eukaryota, Viridiplantae, Streptophyta, Magnoliopsida, Zingiberales, Zingiberaceae. The coding region runs from base 73 to 495 and encodes 140 amino acids. Gene Ontology annotation, molecular function: phosphatase activity.